This is a messenger RNA of Cebus imitator (Panamanian white-faced capuchin), 6436 nucleotides long. RefSeq names its product grainyhead like transcription factor 2 (gene GRHL2). Gene Ontology annotation, cellular component: nucleus. The record is from RefSeq and is a predicted model, not a curated record. Gene Ontology annotation, molecular function: DNA-binding transcription activator activity, RNA polymerase II-specific; RNA polymerase II cis-regulatory region sequence-specific DNA binding. Bases 1614 to 3443 code for a protein of 609 amino acids. NCBI's taxonomy places the organism in Eukaryota, Metazoa, Chordata, Mammalia, Primates, Cebidae. Gene Ontology annotation, biological process: neural tube development; brain development; regulation of transcription by RNA polymerase II. The transcript is spliced from 16 exons.
UUAUCGUGUAAUUUUCUGAAAAUAUGUGAUCCAUAAAGAUUAAAAAAAAAAACCGUGUAGUAAGGGUCUGGCAGCUUUAGUAUUAACUUGAAAUAAAAUAUGGUAAGUUUUCCAUGUCCUCCUUUAUUUCCACAAUCCAUAUGUACGAGCGAGAUCCCAGUCAGAACUUCAAAGAUACUUCACUCUUUGUUAGCAGCGGUUAUAAAUUACACCUUUGCUAAUUUGCGUUGUUCCCAACCAGGAGAAACAUUACCACAAAAAAAGUCAGUUUCAUCCUGCAGUGUUUCCGUAGCAACCAUAUUAAGCUGGAAGGAUAAAGCACCUUUGUAGCAGUAGCGUCUAUUGAAUUACAAUGUAAAUGUUGAUGCCUGCCUGGAAACGUCAAAUGACAACAGGUUUACAGAACGAAUUCAGUGGUUGUUUGCCGCUCUGGAAUCCCGGGCUGCAGAGUUGAGAUGGAAGAGGUGCACCUGGCUAUCUUAGUGUCCAUUCAACCAAAUCUCCUCACUUCAUCAAAACCACGCCAUUUCCCACCUGCCCAGCUCGUAAAAGGUUGCUCACCUGUUUAAAAUCUGUAAUAUAGCUGAUGUCUUUUAUACAGCAGGACACGAAAAGUGUUUGUUGUGAAUACGCAUGUUAAAAAUUCAAUUACGAAACAGAUCAAACUUUGUGCUUCUUUUCCCCUUUCAGCACAAAGUAAGUUUAGUCCCGUCCUCUUCUGCCACUGUCAAACAGCCCUGCUACUGUAGGCAUUAAAUGCCCUGUGACGUACUGCGCAUUUGAUUCUGGUUCACUUGGGACACCUGAGCUCGGCUCUCAUUAGUUUCUUCGCUCGACCCAUAAUCCCUAGUGUUGGCAGGUGUUGCAUUCCCCCAGCCCCUUUCUUCGCUUCGUCCAGUACCCCCACCUUCCCAUCCUGGCCUUGGAGAAGGAGGAAAACGCAGCUUGAGGUCUACUCGAAGAACUGGCCCUCAACUUCCACAGGCUGCCACCGAGCUGCCAGCAUGCCGCCGCUCCACUCAGGUAAACUUCGGAGUGAGUUACCUGCACUUGGAGAAGGGCCUUACCUGAGCGCGCCUCUGCCAAUGGCAGCUCACCUGAGGGAGCUCCGCAGCCAAUCACCAUGCAGCUCGUCCCUCGGGCUUGUACCCUUUAGUGAAAGAAUUCAGCUUCUUGCGAGAAAGUUACCUGUGGCCGCCCAAGUCCGCCACUUUCUGCUCUGUGUCCGCCCAUUGCCACGAUCCAGGAGGACUCUGCGCCGCCCGGCCGCCUCCGAGCUCGGGCCCCAUGUGAGGGGCCCCCCCUUAUCCCACCUUUCCGGCUAGGUGAGGGCGCGAGCGGGCGAGCGAGCGAGAGUGGUGAGGGGGGACGGAAAAGCAGAAUUACCUGUAGCUCUUGUUCUGCCAUCUCGGGCGCUUUCACACACCUUCACCUGCACAGACUUGAAAGUCCAGUUUCACCAGAGGCUGAGGCUCCAGGAAAAGGGGAGCAAGUUCAUUGGAUCAAACAUGUCACAAGAGUCGGACAAGUAAGUGGAUCACACGCGCCUGCUGCUGCUACUACCACUUUGGGCUGAUGGCAACUGUAAUAAAAGACUAGUGGCCUUGGUGCCCAUGCCCAGUGACCCUCCAUUCAAUACUCGAAGAGCCUAUACCAGUGAGGAUGAAGCCUGGAAGUCAUACUUGGAGAAUCCCCUGACGGCGGCCACCAAGGCCAUGAUGAGCAUUAAUGGUGAUGAGGACAGUGCUGCUGCCCUCGGCCUGCUCUAUGACUAUUACAAGGUUCCUCGAGACAAGAGGCUGCUGUCUGUAAGCAAAGCAAGUGACAGCCAAGAAGACCAGGAGAAAAGAAACUGCCUUGGCACGAGUGAAGCCCAGAGUAAUUUGAGUGGAGGAGAAAACCGAGUGCAAGUCCUAAAGACGGUUCCAGUGAACCUUUCUCUAAAUCAAGAUCACCUGGAGAAUUCCAAGCGGGAACAGUACAGCAUCAGCGUCCCCGAGAGCUCUGCCAUCAUCCCGGUGUCAGGAAUCACUGUGGUGAAAGCUGAAGAUUUCACACCAGUUUUCAUGACCCCACCUGUGCACUAUCCCCGGGGAGAUGGGGAAGAACAACGAGUGGUUAUCUUUGAACAGACUCAGUAUGACCUGCCCUCGCUGGCCACCCACAGCGCCUAUCUCAAGGAUGACCAGCGCAGCACCCCAGACAGCACGUACAGCGAGAGCUUCAAGGACGCAGCCACAGAGAAAUUUCGGAGUGCUUCAGUUGGGGCUGAGGAGUACAUGUAUGAUCAGACCUCAAGUGGCACAUUUCAGUACACCCUGGAAGCCACCAAAUCUCUCCGUCAGAAGCAGGGGGAGGGCCCCAUGACCUACCUCAACAAAGGACAGUUCUAUGCCAUAACACUCAGCGAGACUGGAGACAACAAAUGCUUCCGACACCCCAUCAGCAAAGUCAGGAGCGUGGUGAUGGUGGUCUUCAGUGAAGACAAGAACAGAGACGAACAGCUCAAAUACUGGAAAUACUGGCACUCUCGGCAGCACACAGCGAAGCAGAGGGUCCUUGACAUUGCUGAUUACAAGGAGAGCUUUAAUACAAUUGGAAACAUUGAAGAGAUUGCAUAUAAUGCUGUUUCCUUUACCUGGGAUGUGAAUGAAGAGGCGAAGAUUUUCAUCACCGUGAAUUGCUUGAGUACAGAUUUCUCCUCCCAAAAAGGGGUGAAAGGACUUCCUUUGAUGAUUCAGAUUGACACAUACAGCUAUAACAAUCGUAGCAAUAAACCUAUUCAUAGAGCUUAUUGCCAGAUCAAGGUCUUCUGUGACAAAGGAGCAGAAAGAAAAAUCCGAGACGAAGAGAGAAAGCAGAACAGGAAGAAAGGGAAAGGCCAGGCUUCCCAAACUCAGUGCAACAGCUCCUCUGAUGGGAAGUUGGCCGCCAUCCCUUUACAGAAGAAGAGUGACAUCACCUACUUCAAAACCAUGCCUGAUCUCCACUCCCAGCCAGUUCUCUUCAUACCUGAUGUUCACUUUGCAAACCUGCAGAGGACCGGACAGGUGUAUUACAACACGGAUGAUGAACGAGAAGGCAGCAGUGUUCUUGUUAAACGGAUGUUCAGGCCCAUGGAAGAGGAGUUUGGUCCAGUGCCUUCUAAGCAGAUGAAAGAAGAAGGGACGAAGCGAGUGCUCUUGUACGUGAGGAAGGAGACCGACGAUGUGUUCGAUGCGUUGAUGCUGAAGUCUCCCACGGUGAAGGGCCUGAUGGAAGCGAUAUCUGAGAAAUAUGGGCUGCCCGUGGAGAAGAUAGCAAAGCUUUACAAGAAAAGCAAAAAAGGCAUCCUGGUGAACAUGGAUGACAACAUCAUUGAGCACUACUCGAAUGAGGACACCUUCAUCCUCAACAUGGAGAGCAUGGUGGAGGGCUUCAAGGUCACGCUCAUGGAAAUCUAGCCCUGGGUUUGGCAUCUCACUUUGGCUGGAGCUCUCAGUGCGUUCCUCCCUGGGAGAGGCAGAGGACCCGGUCCCAGAACCAGGAGACCCAUCUCCCCAAUCUGUCAACUGCUGUUACAAGACUGAGCUGGGGAGUGGGGCAAGGACAGGCCUCACUGUCGGUGUGCUUGGUCCAUCCACCGGCACCUACCACGGAGCUGAAGCCUGAGCCCCUAGGAAGAUGCCUUCGGCCUGUCGGAUUCCUACUUAUUGCCCACCUUUUCCUGGAGCCAGGGUCCAGGCCCGCUAGGACGCUGCAGGUCACCGCUAGCUCCAGAUGAGACCGUCCAGCAUUCUCCCUUCAAGAGAAACUCAUCUCCAACAACCUAAAAAAUUUCCAUCCUUUCUUUCUCACCCCUCCACAUCUCCCAAGUGGCUGGACAAAAUGAACUACUUCUGGGUGCAGUAGUCAUCGGUGGGGUAAGAGGUGGAUGCCCCCUUUCUGGUCAAACACCUUCAGGUUGCUCUGGGGAAGGCUGUCUUGCUAAAUAUCUCCAGGGUUCCCAGCAAGUGGCUACCAGGCCUUGUACAGGAAGACAUUCAGCCACUGUGUAAUUAGUAAGUAACACAGAAAGUCUGCCUGCCUGCAUUGUACAUAGUGUUUAUAAUAUUGUAAUAAUAUAUUUUACCUGUGGUGUGUGGGCAUGUUUACUGCCACUGGCCUAGGAAAAACACAGACCUGGAGACUGUUUUAAAGGGGAUUUUUGCCUCUGUGCCUGUUCAGGAGACAUGCAGGGCUAGGGAGAGGGCCUUUGGGAUGUUAAGGCGACUGCAGCUGAUGCCAAGAUGGAUAUGCCGUGGCCAUACCUGGGGCUCGUUCCCUGUCCCCAGGGGAAGCCCCCUCUCCCUCUCCAUGGACAUGACUCUCCUUCAAGGCCACCACGUUUAUCUCACGAUGAUGUGUUUUGCUUGACUCUCUGACUCGUGGGAAAGGUCAUCCUGUCUGAGACCCCAGCUCCUCCUCCAGCUUUGGCUGCGGGCACGGCCUGAGCAUUCUGGAGAGCCUCUGCAGGGGGCCCUGUGAUUGGCCUGCUACAGAGCUGCUCAGCUAUCAUGAGAAUCCUGGACACUGUGCCUGUGCCUCGCAGUUUACAAGCACGUCCUUCAUCUCAAGUGGUCCUUUCAAAGGCCUGCUGCAGCAUGAGAGCUGCGAACAGCUCAGCUCUAAGUCGGCAGGCCGGGUCUUCCUCCUGGGCCACUAGACGGAAAGGAGAGAUGGUUUGCGUCACUCCUGGAUGCUGGGUUUAAGGAAGUAAGUGAGAGAAUGUACCAAGAGUGCUGGCUCCUGUGAAACCAGCCUCAGGAGGCAAACUAGGAGAGAGUAUUCUCCUGCUACACGCCUGGGAGCUGGAAGAGAAAAACACUCCCCUAAACAAUCACAAAAUGAUGCACCAUCACGGACCGCUGUUCUCUUUGAGGGGACAGGUUUAGUUUAGGGGUUUGCAUUUACCCUUGUGGGCUGAAGCACUAGCUUUUUGGUAGCUAGACACAUCUUGCACCCAAGGCCCUGGGUCUAGGACAGUUUCUCUAUAAAUGUCCAGAUUUGUUUGGAAAGCACUUUGACUCUUACCUGGAGGCGCCCUCUCUCAGGGCUUCCUGUGCUCCCGCCUCAUCUGCCCUGAGAUGCAGAGCAGGACAGAGGGGCUGCUUCUAGCUCAGCUGUUCCUCCUUGAGGCUGCAGAGGAAUUGAAUGGGACAGAUAGCAGGUGCUGUGCCCAAGAAGAUCUCUGCGGCAGUGAGGGGGCCGGCUCUGUGUGUCCUCUGGGCAUGUUAACACUUCCUGUGGUGCCAAAGGUUUGCAUCGUGGAUCCAGCUGUGCUCCAGUCUGUCCCCUUCUCCUCCACUCUGACUGCCACACCCCAGAUCAACAGCUCGGCGGGGGCCCUCCAGGGUACUAAUGGGGCUCUGUUCUGAGAUGGACAAAUUCAGUGUUGGAAAUACAUGUUGUACUAUGCACUUCCCAUGCUCCUUGGGUUAGGAAUAGUUUGAAACAUGAUUGGCAGACAUAACAACGGCAAAUACUCGGGCUGGGACAUAGGACUUCGGAGUAGGAAAAAGACAACGAUUUGGUAGUCUGCCACAAGCAACCUACCCUCUCUCUCUAGCCUCUUUAGGAAACAGUUUGCCAGCCCUGCCCUAAGGCAGAAGAUGAAUUGAAGAUGCUUCUGCAUGUUUCCUAAGUCCCUAAGCAAUCAUGGUGGUGACAAUUGCCACAACAAGGGAUACAAGGCCAGUGUCACCAGACAGUGGUGCCAAGUGCCACCUCCCUUCCGAUCCGUUCCCUCUGAAUCCUCAGAUCAUCCCAGCUUGGCUUUGAUGUGUCCUUCGCUGUGUACGUUAGCAGAGCUUUGAUGAGAAAAAUUUCCUGAGCAAAACACUCCAAAGAGAUAGGAACACUUGCCUCCUCUUCUUUUUUGUCCCUUAAAUUAGUCACACUCAAAUAAAUAAGCUUAAAAAAAUCCAUGGAAAAUCAUGGACAUGUGAAAUGAGCAUUUUUCUUUUUUUAAAGUCUGAACAGAACAGGAGUUUUUUCUCAUACAUCUCCAAAUUGUUUAGACUUUAUGAGUGUUUAAAAGUUGGGAUCAACAGAAAAUGCAGUUAGAUGUCAUCUUGGAAUUGGUUUCUAAAAAAGUAAGGCAUGUUGUGGCCCAGAAACUUAGGAAGCGUGAAAUAACUCAAACGUUUAUUUUCCUUCUUAUUUAAAAUCAUGAAAAUGCAACAGAAAUAGAGGGUUUGUGCCAAAUGCUAUGAAUGGCCCUUUCUUAAAGAUAAGCAAGGGAGAUUGAUAUAUGUACAGUUUGCUCUCAUGUUAAAAAAAAAAAAAAAGAAAAAAAAAGAUAAAUGUAACUUAAUAGUUUUGUAAAUGGGAGAGGGGGAAUCUAUAAACUAUAAAUACAGUUAUUUUAUUUUUUGUACAUUUUUAAGAAGAAAAAAAUAAAUAUAACAGAGUAAAA